GUCAAGCUGUAUACGCCGAGGUGGAGGGGGGGGGGGGGGGGAAUUCUGUGCGCUUUUACGCAUUUUUACGCAACACCAAAACUGGCAAACCUCGGCCAAUCAAAAACAACACACGUGCAAAAAUUAUUUACUUAUAUUUCUUAUACCAUUGUAUACUUAAAAUACGUAUGUAUUGCAAGUAUUAUUUUUUUUCAAUCUUCAUAUUGGGACGCACAAUAAGCCAGAAACAAAUGAAUACUGCAAAGCUUUGCAUUAAAAAAAAAAAGUGAAUCAAGUGGGCUUUUGGGGAGGGGCGUAGGUGUUUAUGAUUGUUCAGUGUUUGGUAAACAGUGGUGGCAUGCCUCCCCCCCCCCCCCCCCCCCCCCCAUCCCCAUCCGCCCACCCCAAUGCAGAUAAGCCGCGGGUGUACCAGGGAGUGAGGGUGAAGACCACAGUCAAAGAGCUCCUGCAGAGGCACAGAGCCCGCGAGGCCAACCGUAAAAAAGGGAAAACGAUAUCUCAAGCUUGCUUGGAUCCUGCGGCUUUAUGUGCGUCAACCCUUCCAACAUUUAGCUAUGUGGAAACCCCCGCCGCCCCCUUUGCGGAUCCCGGCACAUGUGCAGCCCUCCAGCCGCGCCCCGCCUCCUACCCGGUCCCCGACAUCGGGUGCAGCAUCCCGGCGCAGGAAGGCAGCUUUCCCAUCGGGGACAUGAUGGUGCCCAUCGACUGCUACAGUGCAAACAGCAACAGCGACGAUUGCUACGAAAGCACUUUGCCUCCCCCUCCGUCCUUCCCGUUGCCCUGGAGCCACGACCUUGCCUCGGACUCGGACCACUAUGGCCACGGCCUGGCUCCCCGCUCCUCACCGGCAUCACUGCAACUCUGCAGCCCCGUGGAUCACCACAGCUACUCGCCGCAGGAUUCUUUCUCCUCCUCUUCCUCUCCCUCCUGCUACGACUCGCCCACCAGGAUGGCGUGCAACUUCAUUAGCUACGCCUCAGAGCGCUACCACAACCAGCACUGCACCCUCCAGGACUGUUACUGCCUGACUCAGUGCUGGGCCGACCCGCAGGAGAGCUUCUGCGCUCCUGAAUACUCGCCUCACUACCCUCCCACAGACUAUGCAUACCCCUGCCUGGUGGAAGAGAAUUAUUUCAAGAGCAAUUUUGCAAUGAGCACUGAAAUGUGUUAUAAUGUAUUAUGAUGUCGGGUUUAUUGCUUUCCAAGCACUCGGUAAGGAUCUGCUUGUGCGUGGCAAGGGUGGAGUUGACAUGAUGAAUGGAUAAUGGAUGGAUGAAGUGGCUGAGUUUGUUGAUUUUGGGGUGUUCUUUUAAAUUCCUCAGAUUAAUUUUCAUAGCCAUAACAAGUUGACAUUUGUCAAAAAAUAUUAAAACAUCAUAAACCUUA
Messenger RNA from Phyllopteryx taeniolatus (common seadragon), 1386 nucleotides. It is a transcript of the gene pou2af3, whose product is annotated as lnc RNA pou2af1. Gene Ontology annotation, molecular function: POU domain binding; DNA binding. NCBI's taxonomy places the organism in Eukaryota, Metazoa, Chordata, Actinopteri, Syngnathiformes, Syngnathidae. The record is from RefSeq and is a predicted model, not a curated record. The transcript has 4 exons. The coding region runs from base 305 to 1183 and encodes 292 amino acids.